AGAGAUGCCGAGAUGGAUUGAUAGACAAAUGCAGAGAGGGGCGGAACUUGGAAAUACAGUACAGCGCUUAUUCCUCACGUAUUUUGCCAUCUCGUGAUGAUGAUGAUGAUGAUGAUGGUGAUCGCAGGUGCUGGACAUGGGUGAAUCAAGGUAAGCGGAGCCUCUUUGUACAACUUCUCGACAUCAGCCUACUGUGAUAGAUCGACGUCACGUUACUGAUCCACUAACGGACCCGUGACACGUUCCGGGUCACCUACUGCUAUCCAGAGCGCGCGGGGGGCGAGACAGAGGGAGAAACACUUCGUGUCGGUUCUCUGCCCACCUUUCAUAAACAACAACUUACCGAUUUCUGACGAGCAAGUCCGCGUCCCCGGGGGUCGGAACCGCGACGGUUUGCACGGAAACGGCCUCCCUAAAAUUAGGACUGAGCUUGUUCACGACCAGCUUUUUCAUGCUGCUCGGUAUGGAGGAUCCCUUGAAAUCCAUGAAGUGUGCCGAGUAAGACAUGUCUAUGACGAAGCGCCGCGCGACCGGCCGAACUCCAGAAAGUGUGUCGGUGCCUCCGCUUCCGCCACCGAGCACCGAUAUUGCCCUCCGGAUGUUUCUCACCAGCAGCAGGCUGGACAUGGCUUCGCAAUGGUACAAAGUUCACGGACGAACUUGACGUCGGCUACGUUCUUGGCAGCGAUAAAGCCCGGCUACCAUUAGCCCCCCCCCCACCCCCCUCGCUGCACAUGCACCGCGUGCAGGCCGGGCUGAGCCGUGCUAAAAGACGCGCUUUCAAACAAAAAGAGAAGCCGCUGCGCUUUGUGGCAUCGCUCUCUGGUUCUUCAGCAAAAACAAACUAAACAACAACAUCACGCAGUAUUUAGGAUAGAAAACGUUGUGCUGGCGCAGCCUUGUUAGGUAGCGCAGCAGCGGCGCCGCAGACUUGUUGUCGGGAGUCCCUCCCCUUCCCGGACACGGCGCUCGCUUCCUAGUAAGGUGAAACAAAUCAAUCCUCGCCUCCGAACGUGUCCCCCUUAACCGCUUAUUUCCUCCCACGAAACCGAGACCGACCCCGCCGAAUCUCCCCAAAACAUCCACGAAUAGGCUUUACUAAACAUAAUCACACGAGGUGCUGCGCAGCUGCGCUUUUUUUUUUUUUUUUUUUUUUUUUUUUUAUUUGAGGGGGGGGGCUGCUGCCGGAACAUGUGUGUGUCCUCAUGUACACCUGUAACCAAAGCCCGUACCAGCGACCUGCGAGAGGGUGUUUGCAUCCCCUUGUCUGUACGUUUCACGCAGACGCGUUGCCACCUAUUGACAUCUGUCAUUUUGGGGGAAAAAUAGUCCAUUCAAAGCAUGUUACUAUUAGGCUACCACAACAUAUGGGAGCAUUGAACCCCCCAGUGGGAGACGAACUAGUGUCAUUGCCAUAAAAUAUGACAUUUAAUUUCAUAUACUAGUGGAGAACUUGUUGUGGUUCGCGAUGCGUGUUCCUAUAAGUUUGGUUUUAGUCCCCCCCCCUACCUGAUAAGUUCCGGAAGGAUCCGUUCUUUUGUCGGAGGUUUCUUUCUUUUUUUUUAAAGCAAAGGGAGAAGGAGAGAGAGGGAGAGAGAGGGGGAAAACAACACAAUUAAAAAGAUUGACAGGUAGGCUCCUCUGUCAGGGGUGACGCUCGUGGAGAGGGGAGGAGUAAAAAUGUAGCAGGAAAAGCCACUCGAUGCGUCUGUCUAUCAGUUGAGACUGUCUGAAACAGCUUCUGGAUCCACCGCGUUUCCAUUUUUUUCUUAUUUCUUUUCGGGAGACCUCGGAUCACUGACUGGAGUUCCCCCCACCACCACCACCACCCUACCACUCUCCUCUUUUUUGCUCUUUUAAGAGACAAAUAUUUUAGUCCAUGUCGAUCUGAUCUGCUGUUGGCGAAGCUUGGAUGCGCCUGCGUCUUGUUUGUUUCCCCUCUCUCUCUCUCUCUCUCUCUCUCUCUCUCAAGUGAUAUCCUUCUCCACCGCAUCAGCCACCCCUCCAAAAAUAAUAAUAAUUCUGUCUAAGAUGCGAUGAGAUGAGCGGUGGAAAUUAUUUCCACGACUCCUGAAACGUCUCUGGCGAGAGAAGAGAAGGAAACACAAGGAUACAUUACUUGUCAGAGCUGUGCGCUGCGCUCACACGGGACGUAUUUGUUUUGUUACCGCCAGAGUUUAUUUAUUUUUUAGUUUUGGUGUGCGUUAAAGGCGCAGCAAAGUAUCGUCCCCCUCCAAACAGCACUGGAGAUUAGCGAGAUUUUUUUUUCCAGGGGGAGUGAACUGAAAACUUGGGUUUGAAGGUGCCUUCUCGCUGCCGAUUUUUUUUUUUUUUUUUUUUUUUUUUUUGUAAACCCGUGCCACGAGAGACAUGACGGAAGAUGAUCUUUGAUGGCCAUGAAGGUGUCAGGAGCUGGCCGAAUCCCUUCGUAAUUUUUCUGCUCAUUCUCGAAGCCGAACAAGCUGUUAAGUCCAAAAGAGAGCAGGCACUUUGAAAAGAAGACAUUUUCCAGCUCCGAGAUCAAAACCCUUAUUCCCCCCCCCACGAAAAAAAAGAGAACGGGAUGAUUUUUCAAAACUGACAGACUCGAUUUGUUUGUAAUCCCUGCAUGAGAAGCACCGUGGAGAGCGACGGUCACUAUGCCGAGGAGAAAGCAGCAAGAGCCGCGGCGAUCAGCAGCGUACAUGCCCGAAGAUGAGCUCAAGGUGGGCGAUCACGAUGAGGAAGAGCACAUGCAGGAUGACGGCCUCUCAUUAGAUGGCCAGGACACUGAGUUUCUGUGCAACGAGGAAGAGGAAGAUGUGGACGGAGGCCAGCCACCUAGUUACAGAGACUCUCCACUCAGCAAUGGCACUAACCCUGACGCUGGAUACGGGUCUCCCCUCAGUGAUGCCAGCGACCGGCUGACGGACUUCAAGAGCACCUCUUCCAGAGACGGUCAGGAGAGGGAAGGCUCAGCUUUGCCCUUACGCCCCAACAACGGCCUUUCUCUCCAGGAUAGCCUGGCACAGAUGAAAGCCGUCUAUGCAAACCUCAUCUCAGAUGCCUCUUGGUCCAGCAUCACGAUGGACAUCAUGAAAUCUAAGCCUGCUGCAGCUGGCAGUGUCAACAGUGCCCAUACCACUCCAGAGCCCGCCUCUACUCCGUCUGUCUCCAUAACUACGACCACAAACAAGAGCAGUGGGGUCAACAUGGCUAGCAGUCACCAUAACGGCAGAAGCUCCAGCACCACUGUCAACCACACAGGCAGCGCAAGUGGCAGCACUAAUGGCACAGCAGGUAGCUUUGUUGGCAGCCAUAGUGCAACCAGCUGUAGUGGGAGCAGCAGUGGUGUGGCUAGUAAUGGUGGUGGUGUAGCCUAUGACUGGCACCAGGCAGCACUUGCCAAAACUUUUCAGCAGAACCCCUACCACCUUUUACCAGAGCCCAGCCUCUUCAGCACAGUGCAGCUCUAUCGGCAGAACAACAAGCUGUAUGGUUCUGUUUUCACUGGUGCAAGCAAGUUCCGCUGCAAAGACUGUAGCGGUGCCUAUGACACACUAGUGGGUUUAACAGUCCACAUGAACGAGACGGGCCACUAUCGAGAUGACAACAAGGACAAAGAGGAGGAUCAGGGAAAGCGCUGGUCCAAACCACGCAAGCGCUCCCUGAUGGAGAUGGAGGGGAAAGAGGAUGCCCAGAAGGUGCUGAAGUGCAUGUACUGUGGCCACUCAUUUGAGUCUCUGCAAGAUCUCAGUGUUCAUAUGAUCAAGACCAAGCAUUACCAGAAAGUGCCUCUCAAAGAACCAGUGCCAGCCUUGGCCACUAAACUAAUGUCCACUUCUGCUAAAAAACGAGCAAUGCAUGAUGCUAUCGUCUCCCCAUACUCCCCAGACUCUGUCCAUGCUGGUAGUGGUGGUGGUAAUGUAUCUCUUGGGGAGGUUGGCAAAGAUACAAAAUCCGCAGCUAACCCCUAUGUUACGCCAAACAACCGCUAUGGCUACCAGAAUGGUGCCAGCUACACAUGGCAGUUUGAAGCUCGUAAAGCCCAGAUCCUCAAAUGCAUGGAGUGUGGGAGCUCUCAUGAUACACUGCAACAGCUGACUGCCCACAUGAUGGUUACUGGUCACUUUUUGAAGGUUACAAAUUCUGCAUCCAAGAAAGGCAAACAGCUGGUUUUUGAUUCAGUGGUGGAAGAAAAGAUUCAGUCUAUCCCACUGCCACCGACCACCACCAGACUCCCUGUUCCCAGUGGUGUUAAGUCCCAGCCAGUGUCACCUGCCCUCUCCUCUGGCUCAGAAGAGAAGAGGGAAGGAGGUGAAGAUGAAAAGGUCGAAGGCGGUGGGCCAGUGGAGAGAAAAAUCAAGGAGGAGAGAGAUGACCCAGGUGAGAAAUCUGAGACUAACGCCACGUCAUAUAAAUACCUUAGAGAAGAAGAUCUGGAGGAGGCACCAAAGGGGGGUUUAGAUAUUCUCAAAUCACUUGAGAACACAGUAUCCAGUGCCAUCAGCAAGGCCCAGACAGGCACACCCAAAUGGGGUGGCUACUCGAGCAUUCAUGCGGCCUACCAGCUGCAGGGUGCCAUGAAGAGUUCUGCUACCAUUCUGCCCCCAAUGGUCCAGAGUGUCCAGAUGCAGCCGAUGUUUAACAGUGGGCUACGAGGCCUGGUGACUGACCCCAGCUCAGUCAUCCACUCGCCUCGAAGCCCUUCCUCCCCUGCCCCCCUCAGGAGCAAUGUCACUGCCAUGGAGGAGCUUGUGGAGAAAGUGACAGGGAAAGCUGCCACUGUAAAGAAAGAAAAGGAGGAGAAGAUGGUGAGCCUGGAACGAUACCGGCCCCCAUCGCUAGUAAAAUCCCCCUCUCCUGCACUAAGAGAGCAGCGAGAACAAUUAGUAUCUCCAAAUGACCUUUCUGUAGGUAAACCAUCUGGUAUAAGAAGUAGCAGCCCGAGAAGUGCAGAUUCAGAGUUCAUCUGCAAGAAGGAGCCCAAAGAGAGCCUCGUAGAUGGCCACCACAACCAUUCAAAGAACGGCUCUGAGGCAUGCCAAUCCCCGGUAACGAAUGGCAACAGUCUUGGCAUCAUCACCGAUCACUCACCGGAAAGUCCUUUCAUCAACCCUCUCAGUGCACUCCAGUCAAUCAUGAACACACACCUGGGUAAGGCCUCCAAACCAGUAAGCCCAGCUGCAGACCCACUAUCUAUGCUUUACAAGAUCAGCAACAGCAUGAUGGACAAGCCAGCUUUCAACCCAACUCCUCAGGGCAAGCCAGCUGAGCCCAUCAACCACUAUCCGUUGUAUGAAAACAGUGACCAGCCCAUAGACCUUAGUAAAAGUAAGGCCACCAUUAACAGCAACAAUAACAAUAACAACAACAGCAGCAGUAUGCUCCUGACCAACAACAAUGUAAAUGGUAACAAACCCCUCAUUUCCCUCCCUGACUCGGUCUCCUCUCCUCUGAGAGAGAAUGCUCUGAUGGACAUUUCUGAUAUGGUGAAGAACCUCACUGGGAGACUGACGCCCAAAUCUUCAACUCCCUCCUCAAUCUCAGAGAAGUCGGAUGCCGACGGCAGUGCAUUUGAGGACGCCCUGGACGACCUCUCUCCAGUGCAAAAGAAGAAAGGGAGGCAAUCCAACUGGAAUCCCCAGCACCUCCUCAUCCUCCAGGCACAGUUCGUCUCCAGCCUGAGGGAGACCUCAGAGGGCCGCUACGCCAUGACUGACCUGGGCCCCCAGGAAAGGGUCCACAUCUGUAAGUUCACCGGCCUCUCCAUGACCACCAUAUCCCACUGGCUGGCUAAUGUCAAGUACCAGCUGAGACGGACUGGGGGCACCAAGUUUCUCAAGAACAUGGACUCGUGCCAGCCCGUGUUCCUCUGUGGUGACUGUGCCUCCCAGUUCAGGACUCCUUCCUCCUACAUCGGCCACCUGGAGUCUCACCUGGGCUUCAGCUUGAAAGACCUGUCCAAACUGUCAACUGAGCACCUUCGGGAGCAGCAGGCUGCCUCAAAGGUGAUCACAGACAAAAUGACAUUCGGCAGCCCCCUGUCAGCCUUGACCACGGCAGAGGACGACAUAAGCUCUGUGUACCAGUGCAGACUUUGCAAUAGGACAUUCGUCAGCAAACACGCAGUCAAACUGCACCUCAGCAAGACCCACGGCAAGUCUCCGGAGGACCACCUGGUGUACGUCAAUGCUUUGGAGAAACUGGAGAAGCUAGACAAGAUGGAGAAGGUUUAAGCGGGGUCUCGAACUGAGAGUAGAGACUGACAGCUGUGGAACUGACUAGAAUUUCAUUGCACUAAAAUGACAUUGUUCACAGUUACUGCACUGGGCCGAACUGAGCCGCCAGAAAAAAAUCGGUCUUAUUAUAUUUUUUUUUUGUUGUGAUAACUGCCUGACUGGACCAUGUCUUUUCAUGUUGAUUUGUUUUUGUUUUGCCAAGCUUUUUUUUACACUUAUUUUGUAAUAUAUUUAUAUGCUAUUUGUCUGAUCUGUGCAUGUAUUUUAGUGAAUCGAGGUUAAACACAAGAUUUUAAUCUUUUCAUGGCAAAAAUACAACUACUGCUUCAAUGGUAAAAGUGGCGAGUGGGAAAAGAAUUGGUGGGAGAGAAAACUGUAAAAUACUUGAUAUGAAGAAGGUGAAAAUUAAAUGUAUACACCAAAAGAAUGAAAGAAUACCCCGAAAGACUGAAGUAGCACCUUAGACAGUUGAAUUCUGAAUUUGUAAAGAGAACAUGUUUUGAAAUAUCUUGCAUUUGUCAAAAUCCGUCAGAUUUUAAAAGAUCAAGGACCAUCAUUUCCCCCCUUCUCCUUUUUUUGGGUUCCUGUCACUGCAAUGUUUCUGAUGAUGAAUGGCCUGCUCAUAAGUCUGUCAGUGUAUUAGAAAAAAAGAUCACGUGAACAUUUGGAAAAACUGAAAUGCUGCUUCUGGUUACGAGUCAAUCAGUGAAAAUGAAUGGCCGUCAGUAUGCAAGUUUGCUCAAAAAACCUUUCCUUGUUGUGAAGUAUCACCUUAUAGCAAUUUUCCAGUUGUAUGGUUUGUUACAACAUUCUCUUUCUAAAUUGUGUGGCUUUAUUCAACUGUAAAGAGAACAGUCCGUUACAUGUAAAUGAUUACCAGUGAAAUGUCAGUACUCCAUAAGACAUAUCUUACCAUUUGAAACAGCUCAACAUUCUUUGUAUCUUAAGGUGUGUGCAUUCUCUAACUUUUAUAUUGUCAUUUUAUAUACAAAAAAAAUGAUAAAAAAUAAAAACAGAUGGUGUAUAUAGAUAUAUGCUGUAGAGCUACAAAAUGUCCUUUUUUUAAAGAAAAUACAAAUUUAGCUUCUUUGGCUUGGUUUACAGAAAUGAUUUUAAUUAUACUUGCAUCCAAUUUGAUGCAUGAAAUGGUGUGGAAAAUAAAUAAGCGAUGCACAAUGACUAUACAUUUCAAUGUUUUAUCGACAAUAUUGUAAAAAAAAAAAAAAAAAAAAACUUUUUAGCAACGAUUAGUUUGUUUCAUUUCUUUCUCAAUUGUAAAAUAAACCCCAAAGCAGUUGUUAACAGUCGUCCAUUUGUGGUUGUGUGUUCAUUUGUCACGGUGGUGCACCAAACUCAACAUGUAUAAAAUUCCACUCUAUAACGUUUGCUUGGCGGCCGAUUAAAGCGAUCGUACCCAUAUUAAAUCCGAACCCAGUGUAACAGGAUUUCUUGUUUUUUUUGUGGGGGGGGGGUUAUAUUGAAGCAUUGCAGCAGGAGAUCCAAAAGGCCCUCGUCUCACUGUUGGUGUUCUACAGCAGGCCAACGUACGUGUACAACAUUUUAAGAGAAAAAGGAAAAGUCACUGGUGUCAUACUUAUAACUGAUGACUGAGCCACAUCAUACUGCUGAUGAUUAUAUAUAUAAUGAAGAUGACGGGGAUGAUAAGUCUGUAAGGGUGGCUAUUGUACUGCGAGGAACUCAUGCUAGGCUUGUGACUGGCCUUCGGAGGGCCCUCUGAAAGAAUCAGUGUUAUAUUAAUGACGGCAGUGUACUUUCGCCUGUCUUGGAACAAAAUCAGAUGGGUGUCUGUGCUGCCUGAUCAAGCCUCCUGACCGGCCUCACUGAAGCAACCAGUAAUUAACACAACUGUUCAUUUGAUACAUGAGCAUGAAGCUGUCCCUUUUCUCAUUUUCUCUAUCACACACGAAUUGUCAAUUGGUGAGCGUGCAUCGCUUGCAUCGUUCAUCAGGGCCACAAUCCAACGCACAUGUGUGCAGUACACGCCACGUUUGAGCAGAUUUAUUCAGAUAACAUUGAAGGAUAAAGUGUAAUUUUUUUGUUAGCGUUUAUCGGCUGAACCGAGUGUGUGAUUGUCAGUCAGUGAAAAAAAUGUAGUUUAGUGCAGAAAACCUUCGCCUCUCUGCUCCAUUUACUUUGAUCUCAUCUAAAAAUGAAUGUUUGCGUAGUUGCUUGCAGAACAUGUCAGAAGAUGUCUGCACCGUAUUUUACACAUCAAUCAGCUUCUACGUCGUCUCAGGUCAAGUCCUCCGCUCUCCUCUGUUGUCUCUGCUUUGUGUGCUGUUGUGUUCUCUUACGCCGUGUUCAAUGUACACCAUGGCCUUAACAUUUAGCUUCAGCGA
Molecule: messenger RNA, 8581 nt
Organism: Anarrhichthys ocellatus (wolf-eel)
Lineage: Eukaryota; Metazoa; Chordata; Actinopteri; Perciformes; Anarhichadidae
Product: teashirt homolog 1
Exons: 3
Coding region: 2640-6218 (1192 amino acids)
Biological process (GO): regulation of transcription by RNA polymerase II
Cellular component (GO): nucleus
Molecular function (GO): DNA-binding transcription factor activity, RNA polymerase II-specific; DNA binding
Source: RefSeq, a predicted model, not a curated record